This is a messenger RNA of Theobroma umbraticum, 2573 nucleotides long. Its product is annotated as Pentatricopeptide repeat (PPR) superfamily protein. Gene Ontology annotation, molecular function: protein binding; RNA binding; zinc ion binding. Gene Ontology annotation, biological process: RNA modification. Lineage: Eukaryota; Viridiplantae; Streptophyta; Magnoliopsida; Malvales; Malvaceae. The record is from RefSeq and is a predicted model, not a curated record.
UUCAUCAUCAAGUUCAAAUCCACCAUUCAUGUUACAAGCCAUCUGGAGUUCCUACACUCAUGGUUUUGAACACUAAAAGACUGAUCCCAAGAGCAAAUUUCAGGGUUUUUCUUUUUGUUUCUUGGCACAAGGGAGGAUGAUGAUUUUGCCAUUUAACUAAAUUUAUCUUUCAAGAGCACUGUUGCUAAAUAAACUCCAAUUGGCAAAAGCCCUGUAUAGAAAAUUGAUGCAAACCUAGCAAAAAUGCUCCAAGUGAGCAGUCAUAACCAGUUCAUAACUCAGGAGCCAAUCCAAGUGAAAAUUUUUCUUACUUUUCUUACCAUGAACAUACUGUAAACAGUUAGAUGAACACCUCGUAUAGGUACAGGAGGAAUCUCUACCAUGUCUAUACUAAUACUCUCCCAUCUAACAGCUUUUCUACCCGGGGAGUAGUUUCUGCUGCUGCUGCUGCUGAACUUGAGACACCAACUCCGGAGGACCUUUCAUGGAGAAAAAUGUGUUAUACCCAGGUAUCAUAUUUGCAUACCGUUAUGCAGUUAUGUGCAAGAAACAGAGCAGCCAUCCCUGGGAAAGCAUGCCAUGCGCAGACAAUCCAUUUUGGGUUGCAAGCAGACACUAUAACAUCCAACAUUCUCAUUAAUAUAUAUUGCAAAUCUAGUCUUUUGUCCUGCGCCCGCAAAGUGUUUGAUGAAAUGCCAGAACGAAGCCUGGUUUCCUGGAAUACGCUGAUUGGUUCAUAUGCCCAGCGUGGGCAGGCUCAAGAAGCGUUAACUCUUUUCAAGUUCAUGCAAAAAGAAGGAAACCCGUUUAGUGAAUUCACAAUUUCAAGCGUUCUUUGUGCUUGUGUUGCAAAUUGUGCCGUUUUUGAGUGCAAACAGCUGCAUGGUUUUGCUGUAAAGACUGCCAUUGAUUCAAACAUGUUCGUGGGAACUGCAUUAGUUGAUGUUUACGCAAAGUCUGGUUUGGUAAAGGAUGCUAGCUGGGUUUUUGAGAGCAUGCAAGAGAGGAGUGUUGUUACAUGGAGUUGCUUGAUGGCAGGGUACGUUCAGAAUGAGCUUUUUGAGGAGGCUUUAUUGUUGUUUCAUAGAGCUCAAAUAAUGGAACUGGAGCAUGAUCAGUUUAUGUUCUCUUCCAUUAUAUGUGCUUGUGCAGGUCUAGCUGCUUUGAUCGAAGGAAAACAGGUGCAUGCUAUUAUAUCUAAAACGGGAUUUGGUUCAAACAUAUUUGUGGCUUCCUCUCUUAUAGAUAUGUAUGCUAAAUGUGGCAGUGUGGAAGAGGCUUACACUGUGUUUACUGGUAUAGAAGAGAAAAGUGUUGUUUCUUGGAACACAAUGAUUUCUGGCUUUGCUAAACAUGCUCGUGCCUUGGAGGCAAUGAUUUCAUUUGAGAAAAUGCAGCAGGUAGGUCUCUACCCUAAUGAAGUGACAUAUAUUUCUCUUUUAUUCGCAUGUAGUCAUAUGGGCUUGGUUGAUGAAGCAAAGAGAUACUUUGACCUCAUGAUAACAGAGCAAAAUGUGUCAGCUAAUGUCAUUCACUAUUCAUGCAUGGUUGAUAUUCUUGGUCGAGCAGGAAAGAUUUCUGAAGCUUACGAUUUAAUAGAAAGGAUGCCCUUUGAUGCCACUGCUUCUAUGUGGGGUUCACUUUUGGCCUGUUGUAGGUUCCACGGCAAUCUUGAAUUAGCUGAGGUUGCAGCUAAGCAUUUAUUUGAGAUGGAACCAGACAAUGCUGGAAACCAUAUUUUGCUCUCAAAUAUAUAUGCUGCUAAUAAAAAAUGGGAGGAAGUUGCAAGAGCAAGGAAAUUUCUUAAAGAAAGUAUGGUGAAAAAAGAAAGAGGUAAGAGCUGGAUUGCAAUCAGGGACAAGAUCCAUAAGUUUAUGGUUGGAGAGAUAAAUCACCCCAGAAUUGCUGAAAUUUAUUCCAAGUUAGAUAGUUUGAUGGAAGAGAUGAAGAUCCUUGGUUAUAAAGUUGAAACUGAGCAUGACCUCCAUGACGUGGAGGAGGGUAGAAAGCAAGAACAUUUAAAGCACCACAGUGAGAAACUGGCGCUUACUUUUGGGCUGCUUUGCCUACCUCCAACUGCCCCAAUACGAAUUAUGAAGAAUCUCAGGAUAUGUGGGGAUUGCCAUUCUUUUAUGCAGCAUGCAUCUAGCAUUACACAGAGGGAAAUCAUUGUUAGGGAUAUAAACAGAUUUCACCAUUUUAGAAAUGGCUGUUGCUCUUGUGGUGACUUUUGGUGAUAUGUCAGUUUGCUGAGUGUAAUAUGUCAUUUCUGUUCUGUGACAAGUUUACUCGUUUAGACAAUCCAUUUGCCGUUUUCAGGUUGUCGGGGUUUACAUUCUUACGCUCGUUAAUGCAAGUCAUGGAGGAAUGUUGACAAGGUUAUAUGAUUGCCUCUGCUUUAUUUUAAGUUCAAUUAUAACAGGCAUUGCUCCUGCCACCACAUAGGCAUAUAUGGAGAUCGUUAGACAUGUUCAACUCAUUUUUCAGGCACCCUGAAGAUUACCUGCUUAAUCACCAUUUUUGCAGUUAAUUUACUUGUCUGGCUUCUUGCUGUUAGUUCUAUUACAAGGUAA